CUCUGGUGUCAUUUGUUGGUAUACAUGCGAAGCCACAAAGCUGAGAAGCUGUACUCUUGUGAAAUGUCUCGUCAUGAAAAACUCAAAACCAGACCCGGUUACAAUUCACCUUUUUACGCAGAAUGUAGCCAAGAUAUUUGAUUUGUGUAUGUUGCUUUAAUGGUGUGCGUGUUCCCCGAAUGAUUGAUUUUUAUGGGUGAACUUUAGAUUCUAUAGCUACAAUUUUCUAAGCUUGACAGUGAUUCACCAAAUUAUUUCUGGCAUCUUUCUGGUAAAAUUACAAUCGGUUCCAAUGUUCCUCAUGCACAGAAUUUUAUCAAAUGUUUGUCUCUCACAGAUUAUGAUCAUUACAUUGAUAGUUGUAAUAUACAGAACAUUUCCUUCGUAAAAGAGCCAACUACAGUAUUUGAGGCGCGGCGAAUGUCCUGCAGUUCCUGCUACGUCCAGCAGGUGUCAAUAUGAAGCAAGGUGCUGUUUGUGAUCCUCCCAAAGAGGCGAGAGAAGAAGAAACAGUUGCGGCGGCUCUCACGCGGUCUGGAGCUGGAUUAUCUCCUGCCACAAAAAUGGGUUCCGUUCAGGCUUUGAGAGAGUUUAUCAACGAGCGACUGGCUGCCGCUGCGCUGGAAAUAUUCACCGUGUUUGAACAAACUAUCGUCCAGUACGGAGAGGAGAUUGGUCGUCAGCGCAAUUUGCUGCAAAACAACCGGGAACCUGAGAUCAAAACAGAGCUUCCACAGCACCGUGACUGGAGAGAGGAGCAGCUUUUUAAGCAGGAAACAACCUACUGUCUACAGCAGGAAGAACCAGAACCUCGAUUGAUCAAAGAGGAACAAGAAGAACCAGAGCUUCUGCAGUUUAAAGAGCACCAGGAGGAACCAGAACCUCCCCAGAUUGAGGAGCACAAGGACUUUGGUACCUCCCAGGAGGGAGAGCAGCUUAUUCUGAAGUUUAAAGGUGAUGCCUUUCCUGUACCUUCCAUUGAGGAGCAAAAUGGCCCGAAUGAAACUGAAGUACCAGACACUGAGCACUUCCUCUCUCUUGACUCUGAAGUCCAUGCUGUGAAACAUGUUGACUCACAAUCAACUAGAAAUGCAAAGCUCAAAAAAGUCAAAUUAUGCCAGAAAUUAAACAGUGUCACUAAUAAGAAAGAGAUUAUUGGUGAAAUCUGUGGGAAAAGUUACAGCCAACAAAGCGAAUUGCUGGUCCACAUGAGAUCUCACACGGGUGAGAAGUCCUAUUCCUGUAAAACGUGUGGUAAAAGUUUCUCCUCAAACUGUUAUUUGGUGCGCCACAUGAGAACUCACACGGGUGAGAAGCCAUACUCUUGUGAAAUAUGUGGGAAAAAUUUCAGUGACAAGAGUAACUUGUCGGCCCACAUGAGAAUUCACACAGGUGAAAAGCCAUUUUCUUGUGAAAUCUGUGGCAAGCGUUUCAGUCGACAGGCAACCUUGCUUCGCCACAUGAAGAUCCAUAAAGAAAUGAAAUCAUGAAAGACACAAAUCUUAUUGAUGUAGUCCAUUUGGAGCCCAAAAUC
This is a messenger RNA of Salarias fasciatus (jewelled blenny), 1534 nucleotides long. Its product is annotated as zinc finger protein with KRAB and SCAN domains 1-like. Lineage: Eukaryota; Metazoa; Chordata; Actinopteri; Blenniiformes; Blenniidae. The transcript is spliced from 2 exons. Gene Ontology annotation, molecular function: RNA polymerase II cis-regulatory region sequence-specific DNA binding; DNA-binding transcription factor activity, RNA polymerase II-specific. The record is from RefSeq and is a predicted model, not a curated record. The coding region runs from base 459 to 1490 and encodes 343 amino acids. Gene Ontology annotation, biological process: regulation of transcription by RNA polymerase II.